AUGAUGUCAACGUCGACGCAGGUGGUUGUGGUCUUCGUGGAGAAAAAAAGGACGACCGACGAAACGACGCAGGAGGGAAGAAAUAAUAAAAAGAAAGAAAGAAAACUGCAGCAAGAGACGCCCUUUAAGCUUCCACUGCCGCAGUUGAGAGUGAAGACGAAGACGAAGAAUGAAGCAGGAGAAUCAAUUGUAGAGGAAGACAGCCAGCGAGUCACUCACCCAACGACGACGACGACCCCGUCUUCCAAACAAAAAAGAAAGAAAAGAGACGGCAGAGACAAAGACGAAGACGAAGCUGAAGAGACGCUGAAGCAAGAAAAAGGUCGAGAGGAUGAAGCAGGAAAAGAGAGAGAAAAGGGAGAGAGAGAAAGAGAGAAAAAAAAAAUUCGUGAGGAGGAAAAAAAACGACUAGAAAAUGCGGCAAACGGUCGGACAGAGGGUGGUGUAUUGUAA
Trichophyton verrucosum HKI 0517 is the source of this 453-nucleotide messenger RNA. RefSeq lists its product as uncharacterized. The coding region runs from base 1 to 453 and encodes 150 amino acids. The record is from RefSeq and is a predicted model, not a curated record. The transcript has 4 exons. Lineage: Eukaryota; Fungi; Ascomycota; Eurotiomycetes; Onygenales; Arthrodermataceae.